Molecule: messenger RNA, 2333 nt
Organism: Pelobates fuscus (common spadefoot toad)
Lineage: Eukaryota; Metazoa; Chordata; Amphibia; Anura; Pelobatidae
Gene: ARMC6
Product: armadillo repeat containing 6
Exons: 8
Coding region: 48-1451 (467 amino acids)
Biological process (GO): hematopoietic progenitor cell differentiation
Molecular function (GO): protein binding
Source: RefSeq, a predicted model, not a curated record
GAUGCCUCUGUAGAGCAGGGAUAAAGGAAACCAUCCAUUGGACUAAAAUGGCGUGCAGAUGGGUUACCCAGGAGACUUUUGACGACAUUGUACGUGAAAACAUGACAGAGUUUGAAAUGGAUCCAGAGGAAGCAUUGAAUGAUGCCAUCCAACAACUUGAGUCUCAAGGUGUUGAUGUGACCAACAUAGUUAAGGCUGUGCAGAAACCUUGUGGGGAAAAUGAAACUGAACCAAGUCAUGAUAUUCUGCAGACGCUUGGAUCCUUGAGAGACAGUGUGGAUUCAUCCUCUUUGAGCAGUGUUUCUGAGCUCUUAGUAAAGUUUGGGGACCAGUGCAAAGAAGGUAUGGCUCAUCGUUACUUAGCAGGGCAGAAAUCAGCCUACCCCGUGGUCCUGUCAGCAUGGAAACUCUCAGAAGGAGACAGAGAGGCUCUGCUAAAUGCCCUGUAUGCCAUGUCCUGCCUCACUGAUGGGCAACCUGAUUUACUGGAACCUGUUGGACUGCAGAUGCUCAUUCAGGCUCUACAGAACCACGCCAGUGAUGCUGAGGUUACACUGCUAGCUAUUCGCCUUACACGCCAUGUGUGCCUGAAGCAUGAACAAAACAGACAAAACCUUGUUAAGGCAGGGAUUCUAGGACACCUAACUACAGCCAUAGUCAACCAUGUUUCAGACCCAGAUGUGGUGCGUGAGAGUUGCUCUGCUCUGAAAAUUAUGACUUUUGAUGAUGACAUCAGGGUUCCUUUUGGCCAAGCCCAUGAACACGCCAGGAUGAUUGUUAUGGAUCAAGGAGGCCUGAAGCUUUUAAUACAAGCUGCACAAGGAUUCACAAAUAAUUCCAGUGUCCUAAGUGAAAUUUGUGGAACUAUCUCCCGUCUCUGUGUUCGGAAUGAGUUUUGCCAAGAUGUGGUCGAUCUUGGUGGACUGAAUUUCAUGGUGGCACUUUUAGCUGACUGCAUUGAUCAGCAGGAACUUGUUAAGCAGGUACUGAGUGCCAUCAGAGCCCUAGCUGGGAACGACGAUGUGAAAGAUGCAAUUGUGAGCACGGGUGGGACUGACCUAAUUGUCCUGGCACUUUCACGACACCUCUCCAAUGCUCAGAUCUGCGACCAGGGUUGUUCUGCUCUAGCAAUGCUCGCUCUACGUAAACCUGAAAACUGUAGAGUGAUCAUGGAAGGCGGUGGAGUACUGGUUGCCCUCCAAGCAAUGAAGAUACAUCCACAGAGUGUAUCUGUCCAGAAACAAGCCUGCAUGGUAAUCAGGAACUUGGUCUCCAGGAAUAGUGAUUUCUGUCAAUCUAUAUUGGAAAUGGGAGCAGAAUCUCUGAUAGUAAAAGCCCGCAGCACUCACAAAGACUGCGAUGACGUGGCCAAAGCAGCUCUGAGAGACCUCGGCUGUAAUGUGGACUUACGAGAACUAUGGACUGGAGAAAAAGGCAGUUUGGCACAAUAAUGUUUUAUGUGGUCCAUUAAUAACAAAACUACACUAGCAGACAGUGUUAGUAACCCAUCAGAAGUGCAUGUAAACUCCUUAUUAAACCUUUUUUUUUUUUUUUUUUUUUUUAUUAUACUUUGCUUUUCCAAAGUCAGUCAAGUAACAAAAUGUUUACUGCUCCCUGUUGCUCUGUAGCAGGGAUCACGCAUCUCAUUUCGAAAAAUUAGUUAAGGAUCAAAUUGCCUUACCUGAAGCUGCUCUUAACAUAUGUCUGUUACAGGCCAGGUUCAUUCAAUGUCUCACUAAUUAGGUGUACAAAAGCGAAACUAAGAAGAGACCAUGCCCAGUGCUAAUAUCCCAUGAAUAAUGACAUUGUCAAAUAUCAUAAACCUAUAAAGUGCUUGAAGUUACAAUAUUUGUGUAUGUCACUCAAACACUCUCUCUUCCUUAAAUGUGUCCUCCAAUCAAGUGUCUCCCCCCACAAAUAUGGUAACUUAAAUUAUAAAAAUUAAAGCCUUCUUAUUUUUUUAUGAACAUGUUUUGCAGUUUCCUACCCUUUUAUUUUAUAUUAACAAUCAUGUAAAAAAAAAAAAGUGAGUUAAAAACGAGAUUUGUUAAUCCCCAUUCUUUGUUGGCUUUUCCUUAUUUCCACCAUUGCAGAAAGCAGCUGUCUAUAUGCAAAAACAACAUAUGGGGCAUAAUGCGAAUAUUGCUCAUCAAUAUAAUCCCAGCAGAGACUAAAAAUGCCUGCACCAUUUGGUUGUUUCUAUAUGGCUACAUUCAUAAAAAUGUGUUUGGUGGUCCGCCUGCAUAGCUGGUUACACAUUGCUUUCAAUUAAGCUCUGCUUGUUGGGGCAGUUUGUGUGGAUACUAUUCUUAUUAAUCAUUUUCUUACAGUGA